UUCUUGUAAUUUUAUAAGAAUCAGUGUUGAUUGCUUUCUUCCCAAUUUCUCAAACUCGCCGCCGGCACCUAUGGAGUAUCGCAAACCCUCAACGUCAGUCGCCGGCGCCUGCAAUCCUCUUCACUCUCUCUCCUCUUUUAUCCACCAACAAUGUCUCCAUCUCGGUGCUCAAUUCGCCACUCGACUCGAUGAAACCAGCCGCUUCGCCUGUAACCUCGCCGCCAGUUGGCCGAGGCCGCCGGCUUCACUCAGGCGACAUCCUCCUCCUCCUCCUCCUCUUACUACUCACGUGUCUUCUACUUCAUUAAAUUUUGCUUCUUUAUCGCACCAGUCCGAAGCUCGUGAAGGAAAGCACGUUUUCGAUAUUGCUCUGAGCUCCGAUUAUAUUGGUAAGACGCUCGCCGGAACAGUCGUGUACACUGUCAGCAAUUCUAACAACGAGUUUGUACUUAUAUCUGAUCCGAAUAGCUUCAAGUCAAUUGGAUUGCUUUGUUUUCGUCAGGAAGAUGCUGAAGCCUUUCUAGCUCAGGUGCAAUCUCGGAAGAGGGAACUUCGAAGUAGAGCACGGGUUGUUCCAAUUACACUUGACCAGGUUUAUUCAUUGAAAAUUGAAGGAAUUGCCUUCCGUUUCUUGCCUGAUCCUGUUCAAAUAAAGAAUGCUUUGGAGCUCAAAGCUUCCGAUGUCAGGAGAGGCUUUGAUGGAGUUCCUGUUUUCCAGUCGGACCUUCUUGUUGUCAAGAAGAAGAAUAAACGAUACUCGCCUAUUUAUUUCAGAAAGGAAGAUAUAGAAAAGGAACUUUCAACAUUCUCAAGAGCAAGAGGGUCAGGAUUAUCUCAACACAUUACGGUUGGAAGUUUGGAAGAUGUUCUUAGAAAGAUGGAGAUAAGUGAGAAGAACUCUGGUUGGGAAGAUUUGAUCUUCAUUCCACCAGGCAAAAGCCAUUCACAACAUAUUCAAGAAGUUGCCAAUGCAUGAUUGAGUUUAGAUCCAUAAAUUUAGAUCACAUUAACAUGUAUUUUCCAAGGAAAAUGGCUUCUUAUGAUUGUGUUGACAGCUCCAGGAUCUUUAAAGAAGUCACAUGAGAUGGGUUAAAUUUUACCCAAAUUUUUACCGUUCGUUUAAAUAAUGCACUAUUUGAAUGUUCGUUUUUAUUUUUUGGUUCGAAGAGAAUGUCUCUAGUACGAUACAUACUUUCUCUCAUUUUGUAUGUAAAUGGAGUUUGCUUGUCUUUAAGAACUGUAUUAUGUUUUAGUCUAGUCUUUUACUAUAA
Messenger RNA from Impatiens glandulifera, 1271 nucleotides. RefSeq names its product protein TIC 22, chloroplastic. Bases 71 to 976 code for a protein of 301 amino acids. The transcript has 8 exons. Gene Ontology annotation, biological process: protein transport. Gene Ontology annotation, cellular component: chloroplast. NCBI's taxonomy places the organism in Eukaryota, Viridiplantae, Streptophyta, Magnoliopsida, Ericales, Balsaminaceae. The record is from RefSeq and is a predicted model, not a curated record.